UAUCUCUUCUUGCUCACUUCUUUCUAGGGUUCUUGCUGAUCACUUAUAGAUGGCUCAGCGACGAGCUGGCUCAUCCUCUCACCUCACUUACAGAUGGACUUAUGAUGUGUUCCUUAGCUUUCGAGGGGAGGAUACUCGCUUGAAUUUCGUUGGCCAUCUCUACGAUUCUCUGCAUCGAAGCGGAAUCCAUGCCUUUAUCGAUGAUGAAUCCCUGCAGGCUGGGGAAGAGAUCAGAGCAUCUCUUUUGAAAGCCAUACGAGAAUCCAGGAUAGCCAUCAUAGUUUUUUCUGAGAACUAUGCUUCAUCAACAUUUUGUUUGGAUGAACUUGCUGAGAUUGUAGAGUGCUUUAAAGGAGAAGGUCGGCUAGUGUAUCCAGUGUUCUAUUACGUGGAUCCUUCAGAGGUGAGACAUCAGAGAGGUAGCUAUGGAGAAUCAUUAGUUUAUCUGCAGAAAAGAUUGGAGAAGGAGGAGGAUAAGCUGCAAAAGUGGAGGUUGGCUUUGUCUCAAGUAGCUAACUUGUCCGGUUGGCAUCUCAAACCUAGGAUUGCAAAAGAACAAGAAUAUAUUAGAAGGAUCACUUGUGAAGUCUCUGCAAAAAUCAAUCGCAAACCGUUACAUGUUACCAAUUAUCCAGUUGGACUUGUGCCCCGGGUGCAGGAAGUAAUGUCACUUUUAGAUCUUUGGUCCAAUAAAGAAGUCAACAUGGUUGGAAUUUGUGGCAUUGGCGGAUUAGGCAAAUCAACUAUUGCAAGGGCUGUGUAUAACUCAAUUGCUGAUCAUUUUGAUGGUUUAUGUUUUCUUUCUAAUGUUAGAGAAACCUCGAACAAGUAUGGCUUGCCACAUCUUCAAGAGACACUAUUAUGCAAAUUAGUCAGUGAGAAAUAUCUUAAAUUGGGAGAUAUCUAUGAAGGAAUUUCAAUCAUAGAACAUAGGCUUUGUCAAAAGAAGAUCCUUUUAGUUAUUGAUGAUGUUGACAAAUUGGAGCAACUACAAGUUCUAGCUGGAAGUUGUGAUUGGUUUGGUUUUGGAAGUAGAAUCAUAAUUACGACUAGAAAUAAGCAUUUGUUGGUAUGUCAUGGAGUUGAAAGAAUUUAUGAAGUCAAAAAAUUAAAUAAUGAAGAAGCUCUUCAGCUGUUCAGUUGGAAUGCCUUGAAAAAGGAAAAUAUGGAUUCUAGUUACCUUGAUAUUUCAAGUCAUGCAAUACUUUAUUCACGUGGCCUUCCACUAGCCUUGGAAGUAAUUGGCUCUGCUUUAUGUGGAAAAAGGACUGAUGAAUGGAAAUAUGCAUUUGAUAAAUACCAAAAAAUACCAAAUAAACAAGUUUUUGAAGUCUUGAAAUUAAGCUUUGAUGCUUUAGAGGAUAGAGAGAAGGAGAUUUUCCUUGACUUGGCAUGCUUUUUCAAAGGUGAAAAGUUAGAUGUCAUAAAAACAUUGCUUAAUUUUCGAGGAGUUCAUCCAGAGUAUAUUAUUGGGGUACUUACGGAUAAAUCCCUUGUGAAGGUUGAAGAAAAUCGUGUGACAAUGCAUGACAUGAUAGAAGAUAUGGGCAAAGAAAUUGUUCGGCAAAAGUCACCAAAGGAGCCUGGAAAACGGGAUAGAUUAUGGUUCUAUGAUGACAUUCUUCAUGUUUUACAAGAAAAUACAGGAUCUGAUGAGAUUGAAACUAUAAUGUUGGACUUACCUGAAGAUAAAGAAGUUCAAUGGAAUGGAGAGGCAUUUAAGCACAUGAAAAACCUCAAAAUGCUUGUGAUUAAAAAUGCAAACUUUUCUAGAAGUCCUGAAUACCUCCCAAACACUUUAAGUGUAUUGGAAUGGAAGGGGUAUCCUUCUAAAUUUUUGCCAUCUAAUUUCCAUCCAACAAAGCUCAUCCAUCUUGACCUAUCCAAUAGUUCUAUUGAAUUACUCCAACCGCUUCAUAGGGUAUGUGUAUGAUGUAUUAGAAUGAGCUUUCUUUCUUUCUUUUUUUUGAUUUCAUUUUGAUUUUAAGAAUAAAUUUUUCUUUAUUUUGCAGAAGUUCGAGAGCCUAACUUGCAUGGAUUUUAGAAAUUGCAAGUUGUUAAGACAAAUACCAGAUUUGUCUGGAGUUUCCAAUUUGAUAGAAUUAUGGCUCGAUAAUUGUACAAACUUAAUUGAAAUUCAUGAUUCAGUUGGAUUUUUGGAUAAGCUUAGAGAAUUUAGUGCCAUGCGAUGCAAAAACUUGAGGAUCUUACCAGUUGGUAUUAAGUUGACAUCUCUUGAACAUCUCAA
Molecule: messenger RNA, 2248 nt
Organism: Neltuma alba
Lineage: Eukaryota; Viridiplantae; Streptophyta; Magnoliopsida; Fabales; Fabaceae
Product: TMV resistance protein N-like
Exons: 3
Coding region: 50-1933 (627 amino acids)
Biological process (GO): defense response; signal transduction
Molecular function (GO): ADP binding
Source: RefSeq, a predicted model, not a curated record